This is a messenger RNA of Lingula anatina, 1916 nucleotides long. Its product is annotated as cytochrome P450 4F2. NCBI's taxonomy places the organism in Eukaryota, Metazoa, Brachiopoda, Lingulata, Lingulida, Lingulidae. Gene Ontology annotation, molecular function: iron ion binding; monooxygenase activity; heme binding. The record is from RefSeq and is a predicted model, not a curated record.
GGGUCAAAACAAGAUGGCGGUAUCUGGAUUGGCUACAGCAAUUCUGGCAGUGAUAGCCAUACCAGUGUUUUAUGGCGUUGUUAAGCUAGCGGGGCUCAUCAUUCGUGCGAGGAGAUUUUACAAAAUCCUUGCUCCAGUGCCCAGCGAGCCCAUGCACUGGUUUUGGGGUCACCUGCAUCUGUUUCCAGGAAUGAACGAAGCCGGCCUUGCUUACUACCGGAAGCAUGGGGCAAAAUAUCCUCGGAUAGAAAAAGGAUUUUUAACGCCAUUGAUCCCUAUUGUGGGAUUGAAAUGUCCAAGCGCAUUUCGGGCUAUUUUGCAAGAGCCCAAACCAAGUUUUUUGGCCUACGAAUGGCUUAAAGAGUGGCUCGGAGAUGGUUUGCUGAUUAGUAAGGGUAAGAAAUGGGCCCGGAAUCGAAAACUACUGACCCCAGCGUUCCACUUUGACAUACUGAGGCCUUAUAUUCAGGUUUACAAUGAAGGUGCUGACAAACUGUUGCAUAAAAUGUCACAAUACGCGGAGACCGGAGAGCAUUUGGAGUUGUUCAGUAACAUCAGUUUGGCAACGCUAGAUAUACUCCUGUGUUGCGCAUUUUCCUAUGAAAACGACAUCCAAGAGAUAGGUCAACUAGAUGACCUCUGGCAGAGAUCGAGCAAAGCAAAGGGAUACAAUAUGAAAUGUCCACGUGUGAAACUCUUCUCUGUUCUUGUUUCACCGUCUCAAAAAUGUCUAUAUUUCAGGGAGAGUCACCCGUACGUCCACGCUGUCUCAGAGAUGCAGGACGCCAUGAUGCACAGGGUGCUCACCCCGUGGCUCCACCUAGAGUGGAUAUGGCGACUGAGCCCUACAGGGAGGAAGUUCAAGAAAAACUGCAAAUAUGUUCACAGCGUAUCUGAAGAGAUCAUCAGAAAGAGGCGAGAGACUUUGAAGCAGGAGGAAGGCAGCAACAAAAACCGAGCACGCUAUCUUGACUUUUUGGACAUUUUAUUAACUGCUCGAGAUUCUGACGGUCAAGGGUUGACUGAUGAAGAAAUACGAGAUGAAGCUGACACAUUUUUAUUUGAAGGCCAUGACACCACGGCCAGCAGUAUCUCCUGGAACUUGUACUCUCUGGCAGAACAUCCCGAGGUUCAACAGCGAGCUCAGGCGGAGAUAGAUGCCCUGCUAGAUGGAAGAGAGGACCAAAACGUUACCUGGGACGAUAUCCACAAUUUACCGUACUUGACGAUGUGUAUAAAAGAGGGGAUGCGGCUCCAUGCACCAGUGCCAUUUGUCCAGAGAGAGCUCAGUAAGGAUAUGGAGAUAGAUGGGGUGAAACUGCCUCGUGGUCUUCUCUUAGACCUACAUUUGUAUACGUUACAUCAUAACCCCACAAUAUGGGAUAAUGAUAUGGAGUACAGACCAGAAAGAUUUUCACCAGAGAAUAUAGAAAAGAUGGAUCCGUUCGCCUACUUGCCAUUUUCUGCAGGACCAAGAAAUUGUAUCGGACAAAAUUUCGCCAUGCACGAGCAGAAGGUUGUCAUAGCUAGGAUAUUACACAGGUUCAUCCUGUCCACAGACCCAACCCACACCCCGAGGAAGAAGAUAAGUUUAGUGAUGAAGGCGGAGGACGGCAUCUACAUCAAACUUACGCCAAGAUAGACUGCUGGUUUAUUUUCAAUAAUGAUUUGAUACAGUAUUUUUUUACUGCUCAUAUACAUACUAGCAUUUAUUCAAAUCCGUUUAAAACCCAACAAGUCACAAGAUACGAGAACUGAAAUGACCAUAGUGCAAGCCAGAUGUGCAUUUUUUUUCUGAAGAGGAGACAUAAUUAAAGUAACAAAAAUAAUUUUAUUGGUAACCUCAAAGAAACAGUUUGCAAAUAGUUUAUUAGCGGUUAUAGCAUUACAAGUUAGAGUCGUCCUUAAUAAAAAAA